GGUGGAUUUAGGACGAUCGGGAUUUAUCGAUAGUUUGUUGGAACGUAAUAUGGCAGGUCACAUGAGCGAAUAAUGGCUGCUCAAGAUCCUUCUCCACCGUCUUCACUGGAAGGCAACAAGCCCGGCUUUCCGAGAAAAAUCCUGGCCAACAAGCUUGAGGAAAAGCAUCUGUGUAACAUCUGCCAGAAGAUUUUGCGGAGGCCGUGUCAGGCGCAGUGCGGACACCGCUUUUGUUCCUACUGCUUCAACAAAACAGUGAGUGCUGGUCCACAAAAAUGCAGUGCCUGUAUAAAAGAAGAUAUCUUUGAGGAGUCGACAUCCAUUUUAAAACAGGGCUGCGCUUUUCCUGACAAUGCUGCUAAAAGAGAAGUUGAAGCCCUUGAAGCUGUCUGUAUAAAUGAGGGUUGCAGCUGGACGGGCACAAUCAAAGAAUAUGAGGCCACCCAUGAAGUACAGUGUGAUUUUAUGAUCAUCCCAUGUCCCUCCUGCAAAGAGCUCUUAAGGGCUAAUGAACUUGAGCGUCACAACGAGAGGGAAUGUCCAGAGAGGACUCUCAACUGCAAAUACUGCAAGGAACCUUUUCAUUUCAAAAACAUAAAGGCUCAUGACGAGAUUUGUCCGAAAUACCCGAUGAUUUGUGAGGGCUGUGCGAAGAAAAAGAUUCCCCGAGAGAAGUAUGUGGACCACAUUAAGCUGUGUACCAAAUUUCGAACGCCGUGUAGAUUUCACGUGGUCGGCUGCGACAUGUCUGUGGAAAAGGAGAAGAUCCACGAGCAUGAGCGGGCGUGUUCAUACGAGCACCUAAACCUGCUGCUCCACUUCAUCAUGGGCAUCAAGGUAAGCGUGGAGAGUUUGCAGCCGCAGGGAUUAGAACUGGCCAGCCACAAGCUCGAGGGGCUGCAGCAAUCUCUCAGAGAGCUGGAGUUCAAGCUGGGCCAGCUGAACGCUGGGGCUCCCGUGCAGGGGCCCUGCGUGCCCUGCACACCCAUGCCCGCUCCUCCACUUCCCGUACUGCCCUCGCCCACCCUCGCCACCUCGUUCAUGCCGCUGCCCAGCACAGUGGGUGCCGCCCUCGAGCUGCAGCUGCACAGCGAGAAGGCCAAAGUGGCCGAGCUGAGCCGGCGCUGUCAGGAGCUCGAGGUUAAGGCCAGCACCUUCGAGAACAUUGUGUGUGUGCUGAAUCGGGAGAUGGAGCGCUCUGCCACUACCAUGGAGGCCUACAACCGGCAGCACCGACUGGACCAGGACAAGAUUGAGAUCCUGAACAACAAGGUUCGACAGUUAGAGAGGACGGUUGGGCUGAGGGAUCUCUCUAUCGUGGAGAUGGAGGGCAAGAUGAGAGAAAUGUCAGCCGCCACCUACGAUGGUGUGUUUGUGUGGAAGAUCUCUGACUUUGCCAAGAAGAGGCAGGAUGCAGUGGCAGGACGGGCACCAGCCAUGUUCUCACCGGCAUUUUAUACGAGCAAAUAUGGCUACAAAAUGUGUUUGCGAAUCUACCUGAACGGCGACGGGACGGGGCGUGGCACUCACUUGUCUUUGUUCUUCGUGGUGAUGAGGGGACACAGUGAUGCCUUGCUUAAGUGGCCUUUUAACCAGAAGGUCACCCUUAUGUUGCUGGACCAAAACAACAGAGAGCACAUCAUAGACGCAUUCAGGCCCGACAUCUCGUCCUCAUCGUUCCAGAGGCCGGUCAGUGACAUGAACAUUGCCAGUGGCUGCCCACUCUUCUGCCCUCUCUCCAAGCUGGACUCCAAGAACUCCUACAUCCGAGACGACACCAUCUUCAUCAAGGCCAUCGUCGACCUCACCGGCCUUUAGGGCUGUACGACAGCCGUGUGUGCCUGUCCAGCCUGCUGCGAUGGCAGUCCCGUUUGAGGCCAGAUUCCACUAGCAGAUCUCUAAUGGAGCUUGUGCGCCCCAGAGACUUCCACUCCCAGGGCUUCACGUUGUUCCGUAUUAAUGUUGGCAACCAAAAUUGUGCCUGGGGUUUGUGUUGUAAUAUAGAUGGGAAAUGUAUCUUUCUCUCCCGGCAGUUGGAAAAGCUAUCAGCAGUGAUUGUAAUGUAACUAUUGAUGCCACUAUUGUGUAGCACUUUGCCUUUUCUAGAGAUUGAAAGCUGACUUUUCACAGGAUAGAAGUCAUUCCCUCGCUUGUGCUAUGGGCGGUUUUUUCUUUCGGUGUUUGCAAGUGUUUCUUUGCAUAGACAGACGUGGAGUUUUGAAUAAUAAAUGAAGCUAAUGAAUUCUUUUGCACCUACAUAGUUCAUCCGCUUCAUCUAAUA
Trichomycterus rosablanca is the source of this 2281-nucleotide messenger RNA. RefSeq names its product Tnf receptor-associated factor 2a (gene traf2a). The transcript has 11 exons. Gene Ontology annotation, molecular function: zinc ion binding; tumor necrosis factor receptor binding; ubiquitin-protein transferase activity. Gene Ontology annotation, cellular component: cytoplasmic side of plasma membrane; cytosol. NCBI's taxonomy places the organism in Eukaryota, Metazoa, Chordata, Actinopteri, Siluriformes, Trichomycteridae. Gene Ontology annotation, biological process: tumor necrosis factor-mediated signaling pathway; positive regulation of canonical NF-kappaB signal transduction; regulation of apoptotic process. The record is from RefSeq and is a predicted model, not a curated record. The coding region runs from base 73 to 1818 and encodes 581 amino acids.